Molecule: messenger RNA, 837 nt
Organism: Gossypium arboreum
Lineage: Eukaryota; Viridiplantae; Streptophyta; Magnoliopsida; Malvales; Malvaceae
Exons: 3
Coding region: 187-606 (139 amino acids)
Source: RefSeq, a predicted model, not a curated record
UCCCCCCCUACUUGUUUUACAGUACGUAAAAGAAAUUUCUAACCAAUCCAACAUUUUGAUUUGAUUUAUUUUUUAAAAUCAUCAUCAUUACCUCUAUUUUUUGUGUAUGCCAAAUUUCAGUGGGACAAAGCUUCGAUUCUGGACGAUGCAAUUAACUGUAUUAAAUCACUAAAAGUUCAAGUUGAAAUGAUGUCAAUGGCAAGAGGAGCUUUUUAUCAAGUUCCAUACAUGUCACAAGCAGUAAUGCACAUGAGAGCAGGGAUGGUUGGCAUGUGUUUUUCAUCUGGUCUUCCUACAAUGCCAGCAGCAUCUCCAUUUUCAGAACCAGCAGACCUGCCACUAAUGUCUGGAACUGGAACCAGAAAUCUUGGCCUCCCACUUCUUCAAAUGCCAUUUUUUCAUUCACAGUUACCACUACCAGCAGCUGCCACUCCAACAAUGUUACCAAAUUAUCUUACAGCUGUUGAUACUCAAAACAUUGUAUCCACCACUUCCAUUGAUUGCCAACAAAUCCCAAUUACCAUUCAGUCCCAUGACAAUAGUUUCCUCGGUGAAAAUUAUCUUGCCUCGUCAUCGCCAUCAAAGCUUCCUUCUAGUUAUCAGUAAUCGAGAGCUUGCAUGGCAUCACAAUGAUGAAUUGAUUUCCCUUGUUGAUUGAUUGAAGAACAAAAGAAGAGAUCCCGCAAUGGAGCAGACUGAGUUACCACAAUUCGUUUGUGGACAUUGAUUUGAGAAUUGAGGGUCUAUAAUUUCUUGUAUGGAUAUUAAAUAAAAAUGUUUGAGUUUGGAUUCGGUAAAUUUAGCAAUUAAAUUUCUGCGACUCAUAUUAUUUGAUUA